Messenger RNA from Hippopotamus amphibius kiboko, 2543 nucleotides. It is a transcript of the gene DNAI7, whose product is annotated as dynein axonemal intermediate chain 7. The transcript has 16 exons. Bases 74 to 2284 code for a protein of 736 amino acids. The record is from RefSeq and is a predicted model, not a curated record. Gene Ontology annotation, cellular component: axoneme. Lineage: Eukaryota; Metazoa; Chordata; Mammalia; Artiodactyla; Hippopotamidae. Gene Ontology annotation, molecular function: beta-tubulin binding; microtubule binding.
CAACACGGGAGCGUUUGUCCGCGCAACCCUGAACUCGGACUUGGCAGACUACGGAGGUCGUGUAUGCCUCAGCAUGGCUCCCAAAGCGAAAAAGUCUGGCAGUAAGAAAAAGAGAAUCACCAAAGCCGACCGGUUGAAGCAGCUACAAGAGGAGGAGGAGAAACGACAAAAAGAGGAAGAGGAAGCCCGUGUGAAAUAUGAAAAAGAAGAAAUGGAAAGACUUGAAAUACAGCGAAUUGAGAAAGAAAAACUGCGAAAACUUGAAGCAAAAGAUCUAGAAAGAAGAAAUGAAGAGCUUGAAGAACUUUAUUUACUAGAGGCACGUUUUCCUGAAGCAGAGAAAUUGAAACGAGAUAGUAGAUUGCUUUCUCAGUGGAAACACUACAUUCAAUGUGAUGGGAGUCCUGACCCUUCAAUAUCCCAAGAAAUUAAUACUUUUAUUAGCUUGUGGAAAGAGGAAACCAAUGAGACCUUUGAGGCAGUGAUUUCAAAGAGUAAACUAGUGCUAAAUUUAAUUGAGAAAUUGAAGUUAAUUUUAUUGGAAACUCCACCAUACGAUUUGCAAGAGAAAAAUAUAAUACAGUACCAAGGAUCAAUUCUGGAACUGCAGGAGCUCCUUCAUCUUAAGUUUAGCAUAGCCACAGAAAUCCUUCUCAGACAAGCUAGUACUUUAGCAGAUCUGGACAGUGGAAACAUGGAAAUAAUCAUUCGAGAUGAAAAUGUUACUCUAUAUGUAUGGGCAAACCUAAAGAAGAAUCCAAGGUACAGAAGUAUCAGAUUCUCUGACACACAAAUUGGAUUUGAAAUUCCAAGGAUUUUAGCAACAUCUGACAUUGCUCUACGACUCCUACAUACCCACUAUGAUCAUGUCACACCCCUGCGCCCUGUUCCAACAGCAUCACAAGAAGACACUUCCACGGUAACUUACUUUAUCAAAGAUGAACUUAAGAGUGUAGAAGCAGCAGUCAGCAAAGAUCUCCAAGAAGAGUAUAAACAACAAGAAAAUGAGUCUAACUCAGUCCAUGAGGAAGAAAAAAAAGUUGAGGAACAAGGUGAUAUUGAAGGACAAACGUGUUCUGUCCAGGAAGAACCUGAAGCCACAAAAUAUGAACUGGAGAUGAAAUUAUUAAGUGAAACAGUUUCAGCAGCACAGUUGUUGCUGUUAGAGAAUGCUCGUGAAAAGCCAUAUUUUUUUGAAGAAAAUGAGGUUGAUUUAUGCCAAUUCACAACUCUGGGUGGAGUGUACCACUUGGAUAUCUUGGAGCUUCCUCCAAAAUGUAAACCAAUGAAGGGCUGGAUGAUUGUGGAAAUACACAAAGAAGGAUUACAGAAAUAUACAUAUCCUCCAGAAACUACAGAAGACUUUGAAACGGAAAACGUUUUCCCACCCAUAGAGGUCAUGCUUGAGGUUCAUGAGAACGUAAUCUUUUUCGAGAAUCCUAUGGUUGCACGGUGGGAUGCUGAAGAGGGAAAAAUGGAACUAAUGUCACGUUCUUCCCAAUUAAAAGGUAAACACUGGAAAACCGAUGGCAUCAGCAAUGUAUCUUACAAAUCGGAAGACAGACUUAUAACAUUCAGCUUGGAAACUUUUGGUCCUGUUACCUUGCUUCAAGAUGCUCAUGUUAAUAUGCCAUACCAGUCAUGGGCGCUAAGACCCCUUGGUGUGAAUAAAGUACUUCUGACUGUGACUACGGUAUUCACUGAGAUUCAAAUACAAAUUAAGGAAAACCUCUGCAUGUUAGCGUCAAUCAAACUAAACAACAAAAAGCACUCCUCUAUUUUGGAAGAAAAGUGGAUGACUCCUGCUUCUUUCAUUCUUGCUUUGAAAGAAACUGGACUGAAUAUCUUCCCUACUGGACACUCUCAUUUUUAUGUUGUUAUAAACUAUAAGUUUCCUCCGGUAGAAGUGAAAGCUUAUCGGCAAAUGGCCCUGCUCAGUUCAGCUUUUGCGUUUGGUUGGAGCAAGUGGAAUAUAGUAUGUGAUUCUAAAAAAGUUGUAUUUCAGGUGAGGGAACACCUUCCUGAAGAAGAACCCAUUCAAAAUCCUCAUUGGACCCUUUUAAUGUUUAGUGGUGAUAGGGCACAAAGUCUCAAGAUCAAUGAAUCCAGUGAUGCAUUCUCUGAAGCCCUUAAAGAAGAAACUGAGUUUCAUUCUACUUUAUAUCACAUGGUUAAGGAUUUUGCUUCUAAAGAAGCAAUGAAGAAAGUGAGGCAUUCCAACUGCCAGUUUGUUGACUCUGUUUGCCACAUGUUACUCUCAACUAGAUUGCUUAGCUAUUCUUAAUCCCCACUGAGAAAUUUUAUUCAGUAUGAAGAAUCAAGCAACUUGGAGAAAAAGCGGUAUUUCUUCAAUAAAGUGUAAUGUGUGAAUAUAUGUCAAAUAGGCUGUUAAAAUGAUCUAAUCAGCAUUUUACACUCAAAUUUUAUUUUUUUAAGAAUUAGGGGUUUUCCCCUUCUGCAUGCUUGGCCUACUGAGACUUCCAACGUUCACUGCAUGAAAAUUUGAAUGGUUCUUUAUUUCAAUAAAUUUUAACAAACAAUAA